UGGAAAUCCCUCGCUUGGAGCAUUAAAGCUGUCUAUAUUAGACAACGCACAUUUUCGCAGAGGUCUUCUUAGAAACAUCGGUGUAGAGCACGAACAAUAUGGCGGAUAUUCCUUCAAAGAAGAGGCAUUCUGAAAGACGGUUCCGGCAAUACUUAACGGCUGUGGUCGUGAACCUGACCUCACUCGUGAACGGCGUCGCUAUCGGCUGGACGUCGCCGGUGCUCCCGCUGCUGCAGUCGGACGCCAACCCAGUGGAUGGGCUGGCCAUGUCCGACGCGAGCGCGUCCUGGCUGGGAUCCAUCCUGGCCGCAGGAGCGCUGCUGUCGACCCCCUUGUACGGAGUCCUGUGCAAACACUGCAGCAGGAAGAUAGUCGGCUACACUGUCGGGCUGUUUGCCCUGCUGGGCUGGUGUCUCAUCCUGUUUGCACGGUCGCACAUCAUGCUGCUCUUGGGAAGACUCUCUCUAGGUUUUGUAGCAUCUGGAAACAACAUCCUGUGCUCCAUUUACAUUGCAGAAACUGUUGAUGAUGACAUCCGAGGGUCUCUUGGAGCAUUAAUAAGCCUGUUCAUUAGUGCAGGAAUCGUAGUUUCUUAUAUUCUUGGGUCCUAUCUUCCAUACAUGAUAUUCAACAUCAUAUGCCUUCUCAUUCCAGGAGUCUACUUAUUGGCUUUUUGGUGGUUGCCUGAAUCUCCAGUGUACUUGGAGUCCAAGGGACUGCAUUUUCAAGCUCAUAAAGUCAGAGAAUCGCUAAAUAUGAAGUAUAAAAACCCGAAAAUAGAGCAGGCUACUUUGGACAAUAAAAAUGAGAUACAAGGCCAAAAUAAUUUUCUAUUUGAAGCAAUUCAUAACAGAGGCACAAGAAUGGCUCUGGUUAUCGGACUAGGUGUUAUGGCAUGUAACCAGUUCUCUGGGGUAAUGGCAGUUAUUAGCUACACUGUUACCAUAUUCCAGGAAUCAGGUAGUGAAAUGUCACCAAAUGUUUCCACCAUAUUGGUGGGGACACUGCAGGUAAUAGGAGUCUAUUUCACCUCCUUUUUAGUGGACCGUCUUGGGAGAAAAAUUCUUCUCGUAAUUUCUAGUAUCAUUGCAGCGACCUGCCUUGGAACACUAAGUAUUUACUUUUAUUUUAGAAAUCACGAAUAUGAUAUGAGUCACUUUGGAUGGGUUCCUGUGACAUCUCUCUGUGUCUAUAUAAUAGGGAUUGCAAUCGGUGUUGGUUCAAUCCCAUUUAUAGUAAUUGGUGAGAUCUUUGCUCCUAAUGUUAAGAGCAUAGCCAUCACUUUGUGUAUUAGCAUGGGAAAUUUGGGAUCAUUUUUAGUUGCACGGUUCUUUAUGGGCCUCACAAAAACUUUGGGGUUGAGUGGUUGUUACUUGUUAUUUGCAAUUUCCAACCUUUUAUCAGCAGCUUUCUGUUAUUUUGUUGUACCAGAAACAAAGAAUAAGAGUCUUGAGACUAUUUUGAAUGAGUUAAACCGAAAAGAUAUGAAAAAUAACUUAGGUCAGUCAUCAACUAUGGUUUGAGCUUUUGAAUGGAGCUGAACAUCACAUGUGAGAUCUAGCUAAUUUGUAUGGUCAGGUAAUUCAUUUGUAUAUCAUUUCUGUUUUAGAGAAAUGCCUACAUACAAAUUAGUUUUACUGUACCUACAAAAAUUGCAUGUAAUAUUUUGUGCCAAAAUUUUUGUUAUAUUUAUAUGCCACAUGUACC
This is a messenger RNA of Bacillus rossius redtenbacheri, 1707 nucleotides long. Its product is annotated as facilitated trehalose transporter Tret1-like. The transcript is spliced from 3 exons. The record is from RefSeq and is a predicted model, not a curated record. Gene Ontology annotation, cellular component: membrane. Gene Ontology annotation, biological process: transmembrane transport. Bases 99 to 1523 code for a protein of 474 amino acids. Lineage: Eukaryota; Metazoa; Arthropoda; Insecta; Phasmatodea; Bacillidae. Gene Ontology annotation, molecular function: transmembrane transporter activity.